AUGCCUACCCCCGUCAUCAACUCCAACGGCUCCUCGAGUCUAAGAAACGUCCAGUCGGUACCCAACCACGUCCGCACCAUCUGCUGUAUCGGUGCUGGCUACGUCGGUGGUCCUACUUGCUCCGUUAUCGCGCUCAAGUGCCCUCACAUCAAGGUCACCAUCGUCGAUGUCAACCCUGUCCGAAUAGCUGCAUGGAACUCGGACCUUCUUCCCGUGUUCGAGCCUGGUCUUGAUGAGGUGGUUCGUCAGUGCCGCGGACGCAACCUUUUCUUCUCCACUGACAUCGAUGCUGCUAUCCAGGAGGCCGAUCUGAUCUUUGUUUCCGUCAACACUCCCACCAAGACCUCUGGUGUUGGCAAAGGCUUUGCCGCCGACCUUCACUACGUAGAGGCUUCCACUCGUCGCAUUGCUUCCGUAGCAACCAGCUCCAAGAUCAUCGUUGAAAAGUCCACCGUGCCCUGCCGAACAGCAGCGAGCAUGAGGACCAUUCUCGAGUCCAACUCUACCUACACUGCCGAUGGAACCCUCAUUUCUUUCCAAAUCCUCUCCAACCCCGAGUUUCUUGCCGAAGGAACCGCAAUCCGCGAUUUGAUGGCACCAGACCGUGUUUUGAUUGGCUCGCUCGACACUCAACAGGGUAAAGCAGCCGCAGGAGCUCUCAGUGAAGUAUACCAGAACUGGGUUGAUCCUUCCAAGAUCUACGAGACUGGUCUCUGGUCCUCCGAGCUCUCCAAGCUUGCUGCCAACGCUUUGCUCGCGCAGCGUAUUUCCAGUAUCAACUCUCUCUCUGCCAUUUGCGAGGCUACUGGUGCUGAUGUCGACGAAGUUGCUCACGCUUGUGGUCUCGACGCCCGUAUCGGACCAAAGUUCCUCAAAGCUUCCGUUGGAUUCGGUGGAAGCUGCUUCCAGAAGGAUAUCUUGAACCUUGUCUACCUGUCCGAGUCCCUCGGUUUGAGCGAGGUGGCAGACUACUGGCACCAGGUCAUCAAGAUGAACGAAUACUCCAAAUCUCGUUUCGCCCGCAAGGUCAUUUCGACCCUCUUCAAUACCAUCACAUACAAGAAGAUCGCCGUUCUCGGCUUCGCCUUCAAGAAGGACACCGGUGAUACCCGUGAAUCGGCAGCCAUCACCCUCUGCAAGUACUUCAGACAAGAACGCGCCCUGAUCUCGAUCUACGACCCUAAGGUCACUCACAACCAGAUCAUGCUCGAUCUCACCGAGCCAGGUGUCGUUGAUGAUGCGGAGAAUGCCAAGCAGCAGGUCAAGAUCGCCGGAUCGAUGAAGGAGGCCUGCGAGGAUGCUGAGGCCGUUAUCAUCUGCACUGAGUGGGACGAAUUCAAGAACGCCACCGCUCAGGACUGGGCUGAGAUCUACUCUAGCAUGAAGAAGCCUGCGUUUGUGUUCGACGGACGUGGAAUUGUCGAUGCAAAGGUGCUUCGCAGCGUCGGCUUCAAGGUUCACGCUGUCGGCAAGGGCCCUCUCAUCGUUGACCCCAUCUGGGCCUAA
Ustilago hordei is the source of this 1506-nucleotide messenger RNA. Its product is annotated as putative UDP-glucose 6-dehydrogenase. The transcript has a single exon. NCBI's taxonomy places the organism in Eukaryota, Fungi, Basidiomycota, Ustilaginomycetes, Ustilaginales, Ustilaginaceae. The record is from RefSeq and is a predicted model, not a curated record. Gene Ontology annotation, biological process: glycosaminoglycan biosynthetic process. Gene Ontology annotation, cellular component: nucleus; cytosol. Gene Ontology annotation, molecular function: UDP-glucose 6-dehydrogenase activity; NAD binding. The coding region runs from base 1 to 1506 and encodes 501 amino acids.